GCUGAACUAAUGACUGCCUCGAUCGGAAGACACUGAGCUGAGUAUCCUCCCAAACAAAGCUGACAUUGGAAACCAUGAACGACACAGUGAUGAAGGGCUUCAACGGGUCUGAGAGGUGCCCCAGGGACAUGCAGGCAGCACACCUGGUGUUCCCAGCCAUCUACACUGUCGUUUUCUUCAUGGGCAUCCUGCUGAACACUUUGGCCCUGUGGGUGUUCAUUCACAUCCCCAGCUCCUCCACCUUCAUUGUCUACCUCAAAAAUACUUUGGUGGCCGACUUGAUAAUGACGCUCAUGCUUCCGUUUAAAAUCCUCUCAGACGCGCGCCUCGGACCCUGGCAGCUCAGAGCCUUUGUGUGUCGAUUCUCUGCCGUCGUCUUUUAUGAGACCAUGUAUGUGGGCAUCACACUGCUGGGGCUCAUAGCCUUUGACAGGUUCCUCAAGAUCAUCAGACCUUUUGGAAAAUUUUUCGUACAAAAACCUGCUUUUGCAAAAGUGGUCUCAACCCUCAUCUGGCUCUUUUUGUUCUUCCUCUCCCUGCCAAAUAUGAUCUUAAGCAACAAGGAAGCAACACCGUCAUCUGUGAAAAAGUGUGCCUCCUUAAAGGGUCCUCUUGGGCUGAAAUGGCAUGAAGUGGUGAAUUACAUUUCCCAGUUCAUUUUCUGGACUGUUUUUGUCCUAAUGCUUCUAUUCUAUAUGGUGAUUGCAAAAAAGGUAUACAAUUCUUAUAGGAAGUCCAAGAGUAAGGGCAGCAAAAACAGCAAAAGGCUAGAAGGUAAAGUAUUUGUUGUCGUGGCUGUCUUCUUUGUGUGUUUUGCUCCAUUUCAUUUUGCCAGAGUCCCAUAUACUCACAGUCAAACCAACAGUAAGACUGACUGUCGACUGCAAAAUCAACUGUUUCUAGCUAAAGAAACAACCCUUUUUUUGGCAGCAACUAACAUUUGCAUGGAUCCCUUAAUAUAUAUAUUCUUAUGUAAAAAAUUCACAGAGAGGCUACCAUGUAUGAAAGGGAGAAAGACUGCAGCAACCACCCAGGAAAAUCAUACGAGUCAGUCAGACAAUAUAACCCUAAGCUGAUAACUUUAUCACGGUUAACGAUUGACUGACAAGACUUCAAAAGACAAUUUACUUGGAAAUCAAAUGUAAGCAGUGAAAGAAAAGAUGGCUUCGAGCAAAUGCUUUCUUACAUUUGACUAUCCUCGCGUACAGAAAGGAUUAUAUAAAUUUUAAUUCCACGUAGAUCUAUUCAUAAGCUGAAUGAAGUAUCCGUAAGAGAAUGCAACAGGAAGCAAACAGACACUAGAAGUCACCUUCUCAAGAGCGUUCACUUACACUUUGGAAAAGAUUUAGCGUGGGGAAAUGUAUAUUCCUAAAAAUACCUAUUUUCUAAUUAUAAAAAACAUAUUCCUCCACUCUAAAACACCUCCUCACAUUCUUCUGCACAUGCAAUUCAAACAACACUACUGCUUUUGUAUCCCACCUGCUGAUUUAAAAAGAAAAAAACCCAAAAAACCCACCUUGCGAGUCCUUUGGUGAAAACUUAGGCUAGAGGUUGAAAGGGAUGCUAGAUGUAAAGCGUCUGGGGAAUAGGUCAGAAAGCCCAGAUACCUGAUGAAGGCGCUUCUCCUUACAGUUACAGCCUCUUUCCCAGUAUGCAGCUACACCAUAGGAGGCACAAGCAGCAUUAUUAAGCCACAUAAAACAUUGUACUGUAAUACUUCGCUUACAUCCUGAGUGUGUACAAAUUCAAGGGCAAGAAUACUGUAUUCUUAUUCUUUGGAAUCCCCCCUCUGCCCAGCAAAUACUCUAACGGUGGUUGAAUAUUCCACCUACUCAGCAAAGCCUUCCUGGGCCAGCACCUCCGUGCUCCUUCCUCAUGUCUCUGGUUGAAAAUAAUUACCUCUCCUACUGUUUGGGUAUGUGUUAGGGCUCUCAAUGCUGAGUUCCUUUUACUAGCUUGCUGUAUUCUUUUUUUUUUAGAAGUUGUUUUUUAAUAGAUUUAUUUAUUUAUCUUUGGCUGCGUUGGGUCUUCGUUGCUGUGAGCGGGCUUUCUCUAGUUGCGGCGAGCGGAGGCUACUCUUCGUUGUGGUGUGGGGGCUUCUCACUGUGGUGGCGUCUCUUGUUGCGGAGCACAGGCUCUAGGCACACAGGCUUCAGUAGUUGUGGCUCGCGGGCUUCAGUAGUUGUGGCACACGGGCUCAGUAGUUGUAGCCCGCGGGCUCUAGAGCGCAGGCUCAGUAGUUGCGGCGCAUGGGCUUAGUUGCUCCGCAGCAUGUGGGAUCUUCCCAGACCAGGGCUCGAACCCGUGUCCCCUGCAUUGGCAGGCAGAUUCUUAUCCACAGCCACCAGGGAAGUCCCUAGCUUGCUGUAUUCUUAACUGCAUCCCCCAAAGAUGGUUAGGAUUUUUUAAGAAAGACAACAUAUUUUGAAGACAGAAAAUAUGUCAUGUUUUCUUAGGAUCUCCCACAAUACUUCCCACAGAGGAUAAAUUACAAAUGUUUUAAAAAGAAUAUGUCAUCGUUAUGCCAUUCUUGGUACAUAUAUAGAUAGAACUGCUGACCCACGAUCAGUAACAUCUAUACUGGGAAAUUUUUAGAGGAUGGUGACCUACUUGUACUUAUUUACCUCCAUAUGUUUUCCUGAAUCCCUCUGUGGUUCAAAAAAGAGCUGCUAAAGUAUGGUUAUCUGGAAUUGUAGAUGCUGAUUUGCACCUUCUAGAUAAAAUGUACAAAGGAGUAGUCAUGCCCUGUAGAUGUGCCACUAGUUCCAAUACAACCAUCAGACUGUGAACCCCAGGCCUCUUUCCAUGGCCUCAAAGGCACUGAAGGCCCUGGAACUUGCCCACCUUUCUGGCCUUUUUUCCUAAGCAUUCUUCCAUCCUUGGAAAUUCACACUCUCGUAUAAGUUUAUAAUUAUCAGAAAAUGCCAUGCUCCUUUUUUGCCCCUGUGUCAUUGCACUUGUAAAUGUCCCUCUGACUCACCAAGAAAACUCUUAUCCAUCCGUGGAACCCUAAGUCGCCAGCACUUAAACCAUGAAAUCUCAUCUGGCUAAAUUCCCACCACCACCUCAAACCCAAUCACUCCAUCAUCUGUAUGUUGUCACACCUCAAUUAUUAUAAUGAUCACACUGCUUUGUAAUUACUGUCUCAUACAUGUAUCCACUCUUUUAA
Balaenoptera acutorostrata (minke whale) is the source of this 3169-nucleotide messenger RNA. It is a transcript of the gene P2RY13, whose product is annotated as purinergic receptor P2Y13. Gene Ontology annotation, biological process: negative regulation of adenylate cyclase activity; G protein-coupled receptor signaling pathway. Gene Ontology annotation, molecular function: G protein-coupled purinergic nucleotide receptor activity. Gene Ontology annotation, cellular component: membrane. The coding region runs from base 75 to 1076 and encodes 333 amino acids. The transcript has 2 exons. The record is from RefSeq and is a predicted model, not a curated record. Lineage: Eukaryota; Metazoa; Chordata; Mammalia; Artiodactyla; Balaenopteridae.